AUGGCCGUUGAUACGCUAACAACAGUAACCAUAUUAUUUCUUUCUACAGGCGAGUCCCAGUCGUUGUCCUGUCCUAAAGUGCGCACGAGUAGUGGCUGGCUGGAUCUAUUCCCUCUGCCCUGCAGAAAGCAUGAAGAGUGUCUUGUGAUGGGAUCGCAGCAUCUUUGCUGCAAAGGUUUCUGUACAAAAGGUGUAAGGAAGUCAUCUGCUAUUCGAGCUAGUGAAGAGUUGGGCAGUAGUGUAGUCGAGUUGAUUAGCGUUACAAGUAGCACCAGCACAAGCACCCCUAGUACUACCACAAGCACAACCACCACGACUACGACCACGACUACAACUCCAAGUACCACCAGUUCAACAACCACCACGACCACACCAGCGCCAACAACGACAACGACGACAACAACGACUGAAGCGCCGCGGCCGUUCUUCCAGCUGCUGCCGAUACAAAACACACCAGCCUCGUCUUCAGCACCUGCCAAAGUUGGUAAGGGUCAGAAAUUCGUAUGCCCCAAGAAACCAGCGCCAGUGGUGUUGUUUCCAAUCCCUUGCGAAACCAAUUCACAGUGUCGCGCCAGCAGCGGUCCAGAUCAAGUGUGUUGUCAAGGACGCUGUGUAAAGGGUGAACCAGCUCCACGACCAAGCGUGCAAAAAUCACAUCAACCACUUCUAGGCGUUAUCCCGCGGGAAUGCCCAUCGACACCGCUAGGCGAGUUAUUGUUCGAAGUGCAGACGUGCAAGUCGGACGCAGACUGCUGGCCUCGCGUGUGCUGUCCCGACGGAACGCGCUCCUACUGUCGCACUGCGCGCGCGAGACUGGACCUCGUACCAGUGGCCAAUGCUGUUGAUGGACCCCUCCGGUCAUUUGAACAGUACUUACAAUGUACUCCGCCGCCUCAAUACGAUCCGUUUCCACAACGGUGCAGUUCUAGUGUAGACUGUUUCCCCAAUCUGUGUUGUGCCGAAGGUGGAAAGAAGCACUGCAGGCCUCCUCAACGGAGUCUUUUUUCCCUACUCGCAGGGGUCACACAGGUAAAAUUAUUUUAA
Messenger RNA from Parnassius mnemosyne (clouded apollo), 1044 nucleotides. Lineage: Eukaryota; Metazoa; Arthropoda; Insecta; Lepidoptera; Papilionidae. The record is from the annotation of a GenBank genome assembly.